Messenger RNA from Gastrolobium bilobum, 2767 nucleotides. RefSeq lists its product as uncharacterized. Gene Ontology annotation, biological process: endonucleolytic cleavage of tricistronic rRNA transcript (SSU-rRNA, 5.8S rRNA, LSU-rRNA); ribosome biogenesis; maturation of SSU-rRNA from tricistronic rRNA transcript (SSU-rRNA, 5.8S rRNA, LSU-rRNA). The record is from RefSeq and is a predicted model, not a curated record. Gene Ontology annotation, cellular component: nucleus; preribosome, small subunit precursor. NCBI's taxonomy places the organism in Eukaryota, Viridiplantae, Streptophyta, Magnoliopsida, Fabales, Fabaceae. The coding region runs from base 57 to 2420 and encodes 787 amino acids. Gene Ontology annotation, molecular function: GTPase activity; GTP binding; U3 snoRNA binding. The transcript has 21 exons.
GAGAUCAAAAAGAGAGGGAAGAGGGUGAAGUGCUGUAAGCUACCACUGCGACCACAAUGGGAGGUUCGCGAGUUCAAGUCAAUAAGGCUCACAAAUCCCGUUUCUCUUCUAAAUCUUCUCGCCAUCUUCACAAAACCUCUGCCAAAGAUAGAAUCGCAAAAACAGAACGCAAUGUUGGCAAAGGAGCUCGUGCAGCUCGAAUUCAGAGAAAUAAAAUGAUACGUGAACAAAAAAGGGCUGCUAUUUUGAAAGAAAAAAGAGAACUGAGUGGGUCGACAUGUCCUCCUCGAGUGAUAGUUCUCUUUGCCCUCUCUGCUUCUGUGGAUUUAGAAUCACUUGCUGUUGAUCUCUUAUCAUCAUUAUCUGAAGAUUCGUCUGCGGUGCUGUCAGGAACAGUUGCUUCUUCUGAAUAUAGGACAAGAACAACGGUACUAAAAGCACCUCAUGGUGAUCUAGUAUCAUGCAUGGAGAUGGCUAAGGUUGCUGAUCUACUGGUUUUUGUGGUCUCAGCAGAAGAAACUGAUUCUGACUACAUUGAUUCAUUUGGAAAUCAAUGCCUUUCUGUAUUUAGGUCUCUUGGUUUACCAAGCACUGUUGUCUUUGUUCGUGAUCUACCCACUGAGCUUAAGCAAAGAAAUGAACUGAAGAAGAGAUGCACGUCUUGUCUUGCCUCUGAAUUUCCUGAGGAUUGUAAAUUUUAUCCUGCUGAUACAAAGGAUGAUCUUCACAAGUUCUUGUGGCUCUUUAAAGAGCAAAGGCUUAAAGUUCCUCUUUGGAGAACUCAACGACCUUACCUCAUGGCUCAAAAGGUUAAUGCAGUGUAUGAUGGCAAUUCUGAAAAAUGCACCCUCCUUCUCACCGGUUACCUUCGUGCUCGUAGCCUCUCAGUGAAUCAACUGGUUCAUGUUUCAGGUGCUGGAGAUUUCCAAUUGUGUAAAAUUGAAGUUCUUAAGGAUCCUUUUCCUUUGAAUUCAAGGAAAAAUCUGAACUUAAUGGAUUCAGAUGAAAAGCGUGAUAUGGAGGUCAUUGGUUCUCUCGUUCCAGAUCUUCAAAACCAGGAAGCUUUAGUUGUUGAGAAUAUACCGGAUCCUCUUGCUGGAGAGCAGACAUGGCCAACAGAGGCUGAAAUCGCGGAGGCUGAUGAAGAUCAAAAGCAAAAGAAGAUAAGAAAGAGAAGUCUUCCUCGAGGAACUUCAGAAUAUCAGGCUGCUUGGAUUGUUGAUUAUUCUGAUGAGGAGUCAGAUUGUGACAAUGAAGAUGAUGAUGGCAUGGUGUUGGAUGAAAUGGAAGAUGGGCUUCCUGGUCGAGAGGGAAACCAGUAUUUAGAAUUCGAUGGUGAUGAAGCUUCACUUAGAUUUGGAGAUUCUGAGGAAGAAACUGACAAUGAUUCAGUGAUGAUGGAAGUAGAUAAUUUGACUAAAGAGAAGAUACAAGAUGAACUUAAGGAACUUAAAGAAGCGCAUGCCGCAGAUGAGGAAUUUCCUGAUGAAGUGGAUACACCAUUGGAUUUACCUGCUAGGAAGCGGUUUGCAAAAUAUAGGGGACUCAAAUCCUUUAGGACUUCUUCAUGGGAUCCUAAAGAAUCUCUACCCCAAGAUUAUGCCAGAAUUUUUGACUUCGAUAACUUUAGAAGAACACAAAAACAUGUUCUUGCUAAAGCUUUAGAAUCGGAGCAAGAAAACAGGGAGGACUGUAUUCCAGUUGGCUCAUAUGCUAGGCUGCAUAUCAAGGAAGUGCCCAGUGCUGUUGCUUCUAAGUUAUGUGUGCUGGCAGAGACAAUUCCAAUUACAGCAUGUGGCCUGUUGAAGCAUGAGUCCAAAGUAUCUGUCCUUCAUUUCAGUGUGAAGAAGCACGAAACAUAUGAGGCACCCAUCAAAUCCAAGGAAGAGUUGAUAUUUCAUGUAGGGUUUCGGCAAUUUGUUGGCAGGCCAAUUUUCUCAAGUGAGUUCAUAAAUACAAACAAGAACAAGAUGGAGAGGUUUCUCCAUGCUGGGCGCUUUUCAGUUGCUUCAAUUUAUGCACCAAUUUCAUUUCCUCCUCUUCCUUCAAUAAUCCUUAAGAGAUCUGGAGAGGAUGCUACACCUGCAGUGGCUGCUGUUGGCUCACUGAAAACCAUUGAUCCAGAUAGGAUAAUCCUUAAGCGGGUUAUUUUGACAGGUUACCCCCAAAGAGUAUCAAAACGUAAAGCCUCUGUUAAACACAUGUUUUAUAAUCCAGAGGAUGUUAAAUGGUUUAAGCCUAUAGAGCUUUAUUCCAAACGUGGGCUUCGUGGGCGAAUUAAAGAACCUGUUGGUACACAUGGAGCAAUUAAGUGCCUUCUCAAUGGGGUUCUUGAACAGCGUGAUACUGUAUGUAUGAAUUUAUACAAACGUGCAUACCCGAAGUGGCCAAAUCAUCAUUUUCCCCUUCAAGACUUUUGAUGGGAUGGCAGUUGAAUUCUGUUAUCGGUCAAGGAAUUCAGAAGAAAGCCAAUUGUAUAUUGUUUGGGAAUGAAGCUCAGGUUCAGAUUGACUUCCUUGUUUGGAGGAUGGAGUUUAGGGACAGUAAAAUUACUCUUUAAUUUUUCACCGCUAGAUCUCCCUUGCUCGUGUGCACGUGUGAGAGAAGAUAAAUUAAUAGAUAUCAGAAUUUGUUUUUUAAUUUAAUUCCUUUUUGUAUUUACAUACAAAGAUACUGAGGGGUAGUAUGUAUUCACAUAUUAUGUUUCACAUAUUUCCCUACGUUCAUGGAUGCUUGCCUAAAUUUGUUUAUUUUUUAGAUGCCAAAU